ACCGAAGAAGAAGAAGAAGAAGAAGAAGAAGAACAAGCUGUAACUUUCAAAGACUUGGCCUUUAUUGUUUGACCUGUCAUGAUCUAUUGCCUGUUUGUUUUUUUCUCAUGAAAUUAUUAUGAUUAUUAUAAUAACAUAAAUGGAGAAUUAAAUAGAAACGACAUUAUCCAACGUCCAGUGAGGAAUGACGUGUCACAUUUUCCCGCACAUUGAGCACUUUUGCAUUGUGAUUGGUUAAGCGCUAUGCCAAAAAAUGAAUUCGAGAGUUGAUUGGCUGACUUCCUCCAUGCAAAGUCCCGGAUCAAGCUCCCCUUCAUAAAUGCAUGGCAAUCUGAUGCGGAACUAGUUGUUUAAACUAGACAAGUGCUCGCCGAGGAUCUGUGCAGCUGCAAAAAGCCAGGACAUCAUAUAAAAUGGCUGGUGGGAAGGCAGGAAAAGACUCCGGGAAGACGAAGACAAAGGCCAUUUCGCGCUCACAGAGGGCGGGUUUGCAGUUCCCCGUGGGUCGUAUUCACAGACAUCUGAAAUCCAGAACAACGAGCCAUGGUCGAGUUGGCGCGACUGCAGCUGUCUACAGCGCGGCUAUUCUUGAAUACCUAACUGCUGAGGUUCUGGAGCUGGCAGGAAAUGCAUCAAAGGAUCUGAAGGUCAAGCGUAUCACUCCACGUCACUUGCAACUGGCCAUUAGAGGCGAUGAGGAGUUGGAUUCUCUCAUCAAAGCAACCAUUGCUGGUGGUGGUGUCAUCCCUCAUAUCCACAAGUCACUGAUUGGAAAGAAGGGACAGCAGAAGACUGUAUAACCCUGCAAACAGUGGCAUGGGGUCAUCUCAGGACAUUCUGCUUCAAUGUUUUGCUUGGUAGAACUUUAGGACUUUUUAAAUGUAUUAACUUGCAUCUACUCAUCUGAGGAAAAGUGGCUUCAGAGAAGCUGGUUUUGAUUUUUGGCUUUGUUGAUGUGUGCUGUUUUUAUUGUGUACAUUUUGGCAUACCAGUGGCAUUUCCAUGUUUGAAGUUGUAUUUGAAUAAAGCGCCACGGUAUUGUGCAUCUGUUCCUU
This is a messenger RNA of Oncorhynchus mykiss (rainbow trout), 1055 nucleotides long. Its product is annotated as histone H2A.Z. Lineage: Eukaryota; Metazoa; Chordata; Actinopteri; Salmoniformes; Salmonidae. Gene Ontology annotation, cellular component: nucleosome. Gene Ontology annotation, molecular function: protein heterodimerization activity; structural constituent of chromatin; DNA binding. The record is from RefSeq and is a predicted model, not a curated record.